CAUCUCCCCCACCUGUCGCUAUCUUAUCACCAAAUUCAUCGUUGAAUUCUUUGGUGUGUAAUAACAAUUUAGCCGGCAGCAGUAACAAUUUCAACAAUGUUACCGAACCUUUUAAUUUGCAUGCUUCACCGCCUCGACCCAGCAGCACAGGAGGUUCAGCCACCGGUAGCAGUAGUGGGGGGGCUUGCAACAACAUCUUCCGUUACUUCGUUACCACAAAUGCCGUUGCGUAUGCCACCUCCAACCAGCGGUGGAAUUAACGAACCUCAAGAAUGCCCCUAUUGCCGGCGUACCUUUUCCUGUUAUUAUUCAUUGAAGCGGCACUUUCAGGACAAACACGAACAAUCUGAUACGCUCUACGUUUGUGAAUUUUGCCAUCGACGCUAUCGCACCAAAAACUCGUUAACUACGCACAAAAGUUUACAGCAUCGCGGCUCCAGCGGUAUGCUGAAACGUUUACUAAAAACGUCUAUGAAAAACGUAUUGGUGCCUCAUCCACAUGCCCAUCAUCAUUCGCAUCAUCAUCAUCAUCACCAUGCGUUAACUCACGCACGCAAUACACUAUUCGACUUUAAUAGCGAAUUAGGUCAACCGCCACCAGGUAUACAAUAGAAAUCACUCCGGAAAACCCAUAGAAAACAAGCA
Glossina fuscipes is the source of this 645-nucleotide messenger RNA. RefSeq names its product ecdysone-induced protein 74EF-like. The transcript has a single exon. The record is from RefSeq and is a predicted model, not a curated record. Bases 97 to 612 code for a protein of 171 amino acids. Lineage: Eukaryota; Metazoa; Arthropoda; Insecta; Diptera; Glossinidae.